Mesitornis unicolor (brown roatelo) is the source of this 2945-nucleotide messenger RNA. RefSeq names its product TBC1 domain family, member 9 (with GRAM domain) (gene TBC1D9). The transcript has 15 exons. The record is from RefSeq and is a predicted model, not a curated record. Gene Ontology annotation, molecular function: calcium ion binding. Bases 1 to 2757 code for a protein of 918 amino acids. NCBI's taxonomy places the organism in Eukaryota, Metazoa, Chordata, Aves, Mesitornithiformes, Mesitornithidae.
AUGGAAGAGUGGAGUGCUGAUGCAGAUCCUGUGGGGUCUCGGCUGAUCCAUCACUCUGUACUCAUCGGAAUUUCCUGUUCCAUAGGUCUCCUUGUGGGCACUCUUGAUGUGGUGUUGGACUCCAGUGCCAGAGUAGCACCGUAUCGAAUCCUCUACCAAGCACCAGACUCCUUGGUCUAUUGGACCAUUGCCUGUGGUUGCUCAAGGAAGGAAAUCACUGAACACUGGGAAUGGCUUGAACAGAAUUUGCUGCAAACUCUUUCAAUCUUUGAAAAUGAGAAUGACAUAAAUACAUUUGUCAGAGGAAAAAUACAGGGCAUCAUUGCUGAGUACAACAAAAUCAAUGGCAUCAAAGAGGAUGAUGAUACAGAAAAAUUUAAGGAAGCCAUAGUGAAGUUUCACAAGCUAUUUGGGAUGCCAGAAGAAGAGAAAUUAGUGAACUACUACUCCUGCAGUUACUGGAAGGGGAAGGUUCCCCGUCAGGGCUGGGUGUAUCUCAGCAUUAAUCACCUUUGCUUUUACUCUUUUCUCAUGGGCCGGGAAGCAAAGUUAGUUAUCCGCUGGGUUGAUAUCACUCAACUUGAGAAGAAUGCUACACUGCUCUUCCCUGAUAUGAUCAAAGUGAGCACAAGGUCAAGUGAACAUUUCUUCUCAGUAUUCCUUAAUAUCAGCGAGACAUUUAAACUGAUGGAACAGCUUGCCAAUAUAGCUAUGCGACAGCUCUUGGAUAAUGAAGGAUUUGAACAAGACAGGUCAUUACCCAAACUGAAAAAGAAAUCCCCCAAAAAAGUAUCAGCACUGAAGCGGGAUCUUGACGCUAGAGCAAAGAGUGAGAGAUACCGUGCAUUGUUCCGACUUCCCAAGGAUGAGAAAUUAGAUGGACACACAGACUGUACUCUCUGGACUCCAUUCAACAAAAUGCAUAUUUUGGGUCAGAUGUUUGUUUCUACAAACUACAUUUGCUUUACUAGUAAAGAAGAGAACUUGUGCAGUCUUAUUAUCCCUCUUCGAGAGGUGACAAUAGUGGAAAAGGCAGACAGCUCCAGUGUGCUGCCCAGCCCGUUAUCAAUCAGCACGAAAAACAGAAUGACAUUCCUCUUUGCCAACUUGAAAGACAGAGACUUUCUUGUACAGAGGAUCUCGGACUUUCUGCAACAAACCACUUCAAAAAUAUACUUGGAAAAAAAUAUUUCUGGAAGCUCUAUCAGCUCAGAUGAUGAGGUGUUUACAAGAUCAAGCAGUAUAAUUUCUGCCAGCCCUCAUAAAAGCCUCAGCUCUGAGUCGGAGGGAGAGCGACAGUUCAAUCUCAAUGACAACGGCAUUCCAACAGCAACUCAAGCUUUAAUGACCAUGUAUCGGCGGAGGUCACCUGAGGAAUUCAACCCCAAGCUGGCUAAAGAGUUUUUGAAGGAACAGGCCUGGAAGAUUCACUUUGCUGAAUAUGGCCAAGGAGUUUGUAUGUAUCGUACUGAGAAAACCAGAGACCUUGUGCUGAAGGGCAUUCCAGAAAGCAUGAGAGGGGAACUUUGGCUACUAUUUUCAGGGGCAAUUAAUGAAAUGGCCACUCAUCCUGGCUAUUAUGAGGACCUAGUGGAGAAAUCGAUGGGGAAAUAUAACCUCGCUACAGAAGAGAUAGAGAGGGAUCUGCACCGCUCCCUUCCAGAACACCCCGCGUUCCAGAACGAGAUGGGUAUUGCUGCUCUAAGGAGAGUCUUGACAGCUUAUGCUUUUAGAAAUCCAAACAUAGGAUACUGUCAGGCUAUGAAUAUUGUCACUUCAGUACUCCUCCUUUAUGCAAAAGAAGAGGAAGCUUUCUGGUUGCUGGUGGCUCUGUGUGAACGUAUGCUGCCUGACUACUACAACACAAGAGUUGUUGGAGCAUUGGUGGAUCAGGGUGUGUUUGAAGAGUUGGCUCGCGACUAUGUUCCACAGCUUUAUGACUGCAUGCAGGACUUGGGUGUAAUAUCCACCAUUUCUCUGUCCUGGUUCCUCACUCUUUUCCUCAGUGUAAUGCCAUUUGAGAGUGCAGUGGUGGUUGUGGAUUGUUUCUUCUGUGAAGGAAUAAAGGUGAUAUUUCAAUUAGCGCUCGCUGUCCUCGAUGCUAAUGUAGACAAGCUGCUUAACUGUAAAGAUGAUGGAGAAGCCAUGACAGUCUUGGGAAGAUAUUUGGACAGCAUUACUAAUAAGGACAGCACUCUUCCACCCAUUCCUCAUCUUCACUCACUGCUCAGUGAUGAUGUAGAGCCUUAUCCUGAGGUGGAUAUCUUCAGACUGAUUAGGUCUUCCUAUGAGAAAUUUGGAAGUAUCCGAGCAGAUUUAAUUGAACAAAUGAGAUUCAAACAAAGGCUGAAAGUCAUCCAAACCCUUGAAGAUACUACAAAGCGCAAUGUGGUACGAACUAUUGUGACAGAGACUUCUUUCUCUAUCGAUGAGCUGGAGGAACUGUAUGCUCUUUUCAAGGCAGAACAUCUGACCAGCUGCUACUGGGGAGGAAACAGCAAUGCUGUUGACCGGCAUGAUCCCAGCCUUCCUUAUCUGGAGCAGUACCGUAUUGACUUUGAGCAAUUCAAGGGGAUGUUUGCUCUGCUUUUUCCUUGGGCCUGUGGAACUCAUUCAGAUGUAUUAGCUGCGCGCUUAUUCAGGCUUCUUGAUGAAAAUGGAGACUUGCUCAUCAACUUCCGUGAAUUCGUCUCUGGGCUAAGUAAGGAGAAUUCACAGUACUCUCAAAAUAAUCUGACCAAACCAGUUUGUUUCUAAAGGGAAUCCAGUCUGUCAGAAAUACAUGUGUUGUAUUAGACAUCAGAUAAUGAGUGUGAGUUUGAUGUAUGCCAGUUUGCAUGUCAUCUUUGUUUUAAGAGCUGUUCAUGCUACUAUUCAGUUCAUUUUAUCAUGCCUGUGACAGUGGUUCCCACUGGGAUUUAGGCUGGUCUCAGUAGGUGCAUCUA